CCCAAGGAUACGGCUGGCUAGAUGUUGAUUUACCUUUCGUGCGUCAAGUUGUGUCUGUUCCGUCGUCGUUCGUAGAUGCUUAGAAAGCUUUCGGCCGUAGGUUCGUUCGUUCGAUCGUCUCUCGCGGUUUGGUUUGUGGAACGUGUGUGCGGCAGUUUAGAAACGCAGAUUACGUACUUAUGGAAUGCAUCUACAAUACUGUCCUCGUGAGCUAUGAAUGGUGGAUUUUAGAUUUUUAGUGUACUGUGAUAAGUUUUAGAAGCGCGCGAAUGCUUUGAGCCGCCGAAGAAAAGGCGAGUGGAUUGGAAUUUUCUCAGUGCGGCUUUUCCGGAAAAUCGCGUGAGCCGUUUGUUUGUGUUUAGUUUGCGUGACUGGCGGAGCAGUCCUGAUUAAGGAUCGAAGAGAACCUGUGGAAAACUGUGAGGCGGGAAAGUUUCCGGAAGGGAGUUUAACAAGUGUGCCGACGAACACAUUGCGGUGAAUAAUUAGUUUGCUCGAGUGAAGCUAAUUGAGUGACAUCCGGUGUUUCCAAGUGAGAUCAUAAGUCCUUACUAAGUGAUCAGAGCGCAAAAGUCCUUGAUGGAUCUUCCUGAACGACAUACCUUAAUGUCAAGUGUGAAGUUAACAGUGCUAUAGAAAACAGAGCCUUCGUGUCUCCCAAUAAAACAAACCCGUGAAGUGUUGUGAUCAACACUCUGUCCAACUGUACGAUGGACGUCAAAUCAUUAUCGGACGUUCAGAAGCAGAUCUUCCAGAACUUGGUCGAAAAGUUGAUCGCUCGUAACAAAUUUCCCCCAAAUGAGGCGGAAGAUGUGCAGAAGCUGCUAGAAAACAUGCGUGAUGCGAAGAAUUUCCACAAAAUCAUGGAAAAGUUGAAAGAGUGCGGUCAGCUGGAUCUGGAUAUCGAGGAAAACUUUCGGGAAGAGAACGGAUUUUUCCUCAAAGACACGGCGAAAAAGUUCGGACCCGGCGGUCAAACGCUCACCCCGCGGCACACCAUCGACGCUAUACUAGGUUUGAAUAAUUGUGAAAAUGGAGGUGACUCCAGUGACGCCACCGAUCUGAGUGCAUCGCCGCUCGGCCACAUCAAGGUGUGCGACCAACAGCAGAUGCUCGCCAAAAGCGGUGCCCCGCUAUCGAAUCAAUACCUGGGCAGCCCCUCGCCGGACAAGUUCCAGCAGCUGGCCAACUACCAGAAUCACAUGAAGAACCUGGACUUUGCUGCCUCGUUGGACUCGGCGGCCCUUGCAGCUGCCACCGGUCACCACCAGCCUCACCACCCGGGACUUCACCCACAGCACAAUACACUGCCUUCGCACGCUGAGCUCGAGUACAUGAAAUCGCUAAAGGAGAACAACAAGUACUUUAUCGAUAGGAGCUACCGGGCCUCACUUGGCCAAUACGGCAAUAACAAAUACGGUGGCGGAGGAGGAGGCGGUCCCGGUUCGGAAGAUGGAAACAGCACGGUGAAUGACUACGAGGAUGACCUGUCCUCGCCGACGGGAGUGAUGGCCACGAGUGGAGGCGGCCUGAAGCGCAAGUACUCAGACAACGACGAUCAUCUGCUGGACGGAAGCAGCGGAGGAGCGGGAAGUGGUGCGGAUAGCAAUCAGGUCGAGGGUUCCAUUAACAAAUACAGCAAGCUGCAUGACUCAGCUGAUAAAUCAAUUAAGGCUAAUAGUUUCGAUUAUAUGAAAAGUUUCGAUGAUUUACGAGCACGACAGGCGGCGUACGAUGCCGAGCAACAGCUUCAGCAGCAUCACCAUCAACAACAACAACAACAACAGCAGCAACUUCAUCAGCAAGCGCUUCAUCAUCACCAUCAGCAGCACACGCAAGCGCAACUUCAACAGCACAACGCUCAAUCACAGCAUCCACUCCAGCAGCAACCUCCCCCUCAUCAGCAACAGCAACAACAGCAGCAGCAUCUAGCCUCGGGGUCUUCGUCGGUUCAUGGGCAGUCUGCGAUGGCCACCGGUGAACACAGGCCCGAUGAUUAUAGGCUUGGUGCGGUGAGUGGCGGUCCCGGCGGUGGUGGUGGUGGAGUCGUUGGCCAGGAGGGCGGUCCGGACAAAUUGGGUGAGGACGGCGGUAUCAGUUAUGCUUCCAGCGAGGAGAUGAACCAAACGACGUCCAGCGAACAGGGCGAGAAAAUGGGCUCCGGAAGUGACGACGAAGGUGGCGACGACGGUUGCUCCAAGAAGAAACACCGCCGCAACCGAACCACCUUUACCACCUAUCAGCUGCACGAGCUGGAGCGAGCCUUCGAGAAGUCCCACUAUCCGGAUGUGUACUCGCGGGAGGAGCUGGCGAUGAAAGUGAACCUACCGGAGGUUCGAGUACAGGUCUGGUUCCAGAACCGACGGGCAAAAUGGCGCCGCCAGGAGAAGUCGGAGAGUUUGAGACUGGGACUGUCACACUUCUCGCAACUACCGCAUCGGUUAUCCUGUAAUGGCGCAAAUCUUCCAGUGGAUCCAUGGCUGUCACCGCCGUUGCUGUCUGCUCUUCCCGGUUUCCUCUCGCACCCUCAAGGAGUCUACCCGAGUUACCUAACGCCACCGCUAAGCCUGAAUCCGUCCAACCUAGGAAUGACCAACCUGGGCCUGGGUCACCCCAACGGGCCACAGAACCUCAGAAUAUCUCCGCAGGGUAUGGCCGCCAUGCAGCAACAGAUGAGCGGCCACAAUAUGCGCCUUUCCCCGCCUCAUCCCAACGGAGCCAUUGCCCCGCAAAACCUCUCGAUGGCCCCUCAGCAACCGCUCACGCCUCGUCACUCACCGCUCGGAGGUCCAGCAGUAGGCCUCGGAGUCCCCGGUCAAACCCAUCCGUCCCAGCCACCACCCCAGCUUGGCUCUGUAAAUAUACCCAUAACAUCACCCCAAAACCUUUCACUAACGCCACCUGGUUUAAGAUCGCCGCAAAGUUUAAGUAGCAGUAGCACCUCGAACAACAACAACCCCCUCACGGGCCAUCCCCUAAGUCCCAACUCCUCGGCCGCUUCGUCGCCCACCUCAUCGACGGGGCCGAAAAUGAGCAAGCUGGCUAACUUCGACCACCAACCUCCACAAGACGGUGGAAGUCCCCUGGAUGAACAGCAGCAACGACUUCUGGGGGCUGCUCUAGGAGGGGCUCAAGAUGGCCCCGGAAAUGGAACAGGGUCGGCCGGCACUGCCCUCAAUAUGACUGUGAAUCACUCCACCGACAUGAGGACCAACUCGAUAGCCUCGCUGCGGAUCAAGGCUAAGGAACACUUGGAGAACAUCAGCAAAGGCAUGACUACGAUGGUGUAAUACCCAGCCUUCGAAGGAGUUUCCGAUGACGGUGAAAAAGUUUCCUAUCGUUCGCCAGUAGAAGUAGCUCUUACUACUCACUGCUCCUAGCUAAGUUCAAAUUAUCAAGCAUCCAUGGUUAAACAACAAAAUACGCAAAAUGAUCUCCCCGAUGAUGGAAGUACUAAGUAGGUAAUGAGGCAUUAUAAUAAUAAAUUACGAUUAAAUGUAAAUAAAUUCCCAUGCAAUGAUGAAAUGAAAAGAAACCACUGGAACAGAAACCAGAUCCAUUUAGAGAAGCAAUCGCUGCUUAUUUAGGAAUGAAGUUAACAAAGUGCUGACUGCAAUGGUGUAAAUAGGAUGCAAAUGUGAAAAUCUUCCCGUUUUGAAACAUUUAAGAAAAACAUUAGAAACCACACGAAGUGAUCCAGUGAACGGACAGGGAGAUACCUGUACAUAGAUUAAUAGUGCUAAUAGUUUAAUUUAGCGUUUAGGCUUGAGCAAACAGUUACACUUUUUCUUUCAUCGUUUUUUUUUUUUUGUAAAAAGGAAGUGGAUUGAUCGCGAUGCAAGACAAAACGUUCACAACUAGGCUGUAAGAAAUGCUCCUAAUAAAAUAAAUUUCAAAUUGCAA
This is a messenger RNA of Aedes aegypti (yellow fever mosquito), 3903 nucleotides long. RefSeq names its product retinal homeobox protein Rx. Gene Ontology annotation, molecular function: RNA polymerase II cis-regulatory region sequence-specific DNA binding; DNA-binding transcription factor activity, RNA polymerase II-specific. NCBI's taxonomy places the organism in Eukaryota, Metazoa, Arthropoda, Insecta, Diptera, Culicidae. Gene Ontology annotation, biological process: positive regulation of transcription by RNA polymerase II. The coding region runs from base 711 to 3290 and encodes 859 amino acids. The record is from RefSeq and is a predicted model, not a curated record. The transcript has 6 exons.